AUGUCCUCCAAACCAUCUUCCCCCUCCCCCAAACUCCUCUUAUCCCUAGCUCCUCAUCACCAAUACCCCAUCUCCAGAAACACCUCCAUUCAACCCACCAAACCAGAAACCCCCAAAAACAACCCCAACCCCAACCCCCAAACCCCCAACGCAGAAUCCACAACCCCCUCUCCAUUCCUCUUCCACGCCCUCCGCAAAAAAGCAAAGAAAGAUCUGAAAGCAGCGAGAGAAGAAGAGAGAAAAAAGGAGAGAGAAAUAGAAGAGGGGAAGAGAUUAUUUGGAGGGAUGGUAGCGGAGGUGAUGAGGGUGCGGAGUGAAUUAAAGAUCGAACAUCCCGACGUAGCAGACUCGGUUUUGGAGCAGGAGGCUUGGAAAUUGGUUUUUUACUAG
Messenger RNA from Botrytis sinoallii, 390 nucleotides. RefSeq lists its product as uncharacterized. The transcript has 2 exons. The record is from RefSeq and is a predicted model, not a curated record. Lineage: Eukaryota; Fungi; Ascomycota; Leotiomycetes; Helotiales; Sclerotiniaceae. The coding region runs from base 1 to 390 and encodes 129 amino acids.